AUGAGAUGCCACUACUACCAAGAGAAAGAAGCAGUCCUCCGCAAAGCAGCCGAGGUCAAACAAGUGAUAUCCGCACUUGGAGACCCGAUCCGAAUCUACCCUGACUACACUCAGGCGUUUACCAAGCAGAGGGCUGCCUUCGGGGGCUGUGAGGGAAUCCGUGAUGCCCCGUGGGAACCAGACCCAGAGACGUCCAAACCAGCGAGACAACAUCACUGCUCCCACUGUGGAAAGAGUUUUACCCGGUUCUGGAACCUAAAACAGCAUGAGACGAUGCACACAGGAGAAAAGCCUUUCCAGUGUUCCCAGUGUGGAAAGAGUUUUACCUGGUUAAGGGCCCUGAAUAGGCAUGAGGAAAUACAUACAGCAGGGAGGAAGACCUACCAAUGCUCCCAGUGUGGAAAGAGUUUUACUCAGUUAGGGAGCCUGAAAAUACAUAAGAGAAUACAUACAGGAGAGAAACCUUUCCCCUGUUCCCUGUGCGGAAAGAGUUUUACCAUGUUAGGAAAUCUAAAAAAGCAUGAGAAAAUACACUCAGGAGAGAAGCCUUACCACUGUUCCCUGUGUGGAAAUAGUUUUACCCAGCUAGGGAGCCUGAAAACACACGAGAGAAUGCACACAGGGGAGAAGCCGUAUUACUGCUCCCAGUGUGGCAAGUAUUUUUCUCAUUUAGAGACCCUGAAAAUACAUAAGAGAAUACAUACAGGAGAGAAGCCUCAUCACUGCUCCCAGUGUGGAAAGAGUUUGACCACUUUAGGCAACCUAAAAGAGCAUGAGAGGAAACACACAGGAGAAAAGCCUUUCCAAUGCUCCCAGUGUGGAAAGAGUUUUACACAUUUAGGGAGCCUGAAAAGGCAUAAAGGAAUACACUCAGGAGAAAGGCCCUACCAAUGCUCCAAGUGUGGAAAGAGAUUUUCACGAUUACAGGACCUUACAUCACAUGAGACGACACACCUGACCACUGCUCCCAAUGUCUAAGUACUUUUACCUUGUUAGGGAGCCCGAAAACACAUGAGAGGACACACACAGGAGAAAAGACUACCACUGUUCUCAGUGUGGAAUAAGAUUUACCCGGUUAUGGAACCUGAAAGACCAUGAAAGAAUACAUACAACAUUUACAUUUUAGUCAUUUAGCAGACGCUCUUAUCCAGAGCGACUUACAGUUAGUGAGUG
Coregonus clupeaformis (lake whitefish) is the source of this 1173-nucleotide messenger RNA. RefSeq names its product zinc finger protein 239-like. Gene Ontology annotation, molecular function: DNA-binding transcription factor activity, RNA polymerase II-specific; RNA polymerase II cis-regulatory region sequence-specific DNA binding. Bases 1 to 978 code for a protein of 325 amino acids. The record is from RefSeq and is a predicted model, not a curated record. Gene Ontology annotation, cellular component: nucleus. The transcript is spliced from 2 exons. Gene Ontology annotation, biological process: regulation of transcription by RNA polymerase II. Lineage: Eukaryota; Metazoa; Chordata; Actinopteri; Salmoniformes; Salmonidae.